CUUUUUUGCGGAGGAGGACUGACCGAGCAUAUCAUUCGGUCGUCUCCGUCGUCUCCGUCGUCUCGAAUAACCGCCAGUGGACAUCAUUGAUCAAAUCCGACCCCCACCCAACAACCAUGUCACGAUUCGGCGCCAAAAAGGGCCGCAAGCUCCCCGGAGCAGAAUUCAGCUGGGACACCGAUGGAAACGGCGAGCCCGACACGGCGCCCACGCCGCUCUUCCCAAAAUUCUCCGUACCCCGCGCGCGGCCGUUAAGCGCACGCGAACAACUCCAGGUCGACUACUACCGGGGCCUGCGCGAGCGCUAUCACGAUGGACCUUACUACUCGAUAUUGGACUCAGCGUCUACGGCAGCGAAGAAGGGGAGUGUGGCGCGAGUGAACUUUGACAGUUUUCAUGGGAUGCCGACUUAUUCGGGGCGGUAUCAGCGGAAGAAGAGGACGAUGCCGAGGAUGGGGGGGAGGUCGUAUAUUAUGAAAUUCUUCCCGCGCGAGCUCUGGCAGACGAUCCAGCCUACGUUCAAGCCAGACGCUGCGAUGGACGGGUACGCGGGUCAGUUUGCGCGAGCGACUGCUAAGCGCGGGUUCGAGGACGAUGAAGAGGAAGAUGAGGAGGACGAGACGAAGCGGAAGCGGACGGGCGGGGAGGAGGAGGAGGAUAACGAGAAGGACAUUCUCGAGGGAGAGGAGGAGGGCGAGGAGGAAGAGAUCGUGGAUGAUGAUUUCGAGGACGACGAGGACGAGAUGGGUGGGGAUUACAACGCGGAGCAGUACUUUGACGGUGGAGACGACGAGUACGGGGAUGAUGGAUUCGGGGAUGGCGGUGGUGGGGGAGGCGAUGAGGAAACGUACUAAGCGGUUGUUGAGAUACCCUUGCUUUGAUUAUUUGGAUUGUGGAGCUGCAUCUAGGCGUUUGCCUGUGGAUCAGGAGAUUGUUUGGC
Aspergillus candidus is the source of this 940-nucleotide messenger RNA. RefSeq names its product DNA-directed RNA polymerase III subunit C31. The transcript is spliced from 3 exons. Gene Ontology annotation, cellular component: RNA polymerase III complex. Lineage: Eukaryota; Fungi; Ascomycota; Eurotiomycetes; Eurotiales; Aspergillaceae. The record is from RefSeq and is a predicted model, not a curated record. Gene Ontology annotation, biological process: transcription by RNA polymerase III. Bases 117 to 854 code for a protein of 245 amino acids.